Messenger RNA from Clunio marinus, 2053 nucleotides. The record is from the annotation of a GenBank genome assembly. Lineage: Eukaryota; Metazoa; Arthropoda; Insecta; Diptera; Chironomidae.
AGUAUUGUGCGAAUUAACAACUUAUAAAAAAUGCGUUAUGCCAUUGAAAGAAAACUUUCGAGUGGAUUUAAGUGAAUUAAUUUGAUUUCACUCAGUUAUUUUGAGUAUAAAAAGAAAAAACAAUUUUUAAAAUUUUCUUACCCCUCGUGUUGUAUAUUUCUUUCUUAUCAAUUUUAUUGAAAAAUUGAAAAUGGAUGAGGAUUACACCAUCUAUCAUGAAGAAAGCUUGUUUGCCGAGUCUUUAAGCACACUACGCGAAAUAAGAAGGCAAGGACGACUUUGUGAUGUGAUCUUAAAAGUCGAUAACGAGUCAUUUUCAGCUCAUCGUGUGAUCCUUGCCGCUCAAAUUCCUUUCUUCAACGCAAUGUUUUCUCAAGAUUAUGCAGAAUAUUCACAAAAAGAAAUCGAGCUGAGGGAAAUUGACGCAACAGCUUUAGAACAUUUAAUUAAUUUCGCUUAUAGUGGUUCUAUUCGAAUAGAUACAGCAAAUUGUCAAUCAAUUAUGAUUGGGGCUUCAUUCCUUCAACUUAAUAAAGUUCGUGAUGCUUGUGCUCAGUUUUUGAUUCAAAAAUUCCAUCCACAAAAUGUGUUAGGAAUACGUAAUUUCGCUGACUCACUAGGACAUGCUCAUCUCUUCUCAUCUGCUGAUAAAUUCAUCAACUUUAAGUUCGCAAGUAUUUCAACUUCGGAAGAAUUCCUCCAAUUGCCAUUUGCAGAUCUCAUUGAGAUCAUCAGAAGAGACGAAAUCAAUUGUUCAAGUGAAGAAGUUGUUUUCGAAGCAGUGAUGCGUUGGGUCAAAUAUAAUGAAGUUGAACGUAUUGAAAUGUUUCCUGAAAUCUUAUCAAAAGUCAGACUUCCCUUACUUUCACCACAAUUUCUUGCUGAUUCUGUUGCAACAGAAGAACUUGUAAAGACAUCACAUCAAUGUCGAGAUUUGUUAGACGAAGCUAAAGAUUACCAUUUAAUGCCAGAACGUAGAGAACUAUUACAGAGCUACCGUACAAGACCACGAGGAAAUGAUUUUGUACGUGGACAAAUUUAUGCUGUUGGAGGUCUCACUAAGUCAGGCGAUGCUGUGUCAACUGUUGAAAUUUAUGAUCCAAAAAAAGAUGAAUGGCAAAUGGGACAAGCAAUGUCAAUGCUUCGUUCCCGUGUAGGUGUUGCAGUGCUUCAUGGCCGUUUAUUUGCUUUUGGUGGAUUUAAUGGACAGGAACGUUUAAGUACAGUGGAAGUGUUCGAUCCUGAAACAAUGAAAUGGAGUCAAGGGAAGACAAUGAUGUGCAAAAGAUCAGCAGUUGGUGUUGCUGCUUUAGAUGAGUUUAUUUAUGUCUGUGGUGGAUAUGACGGAAUCACAUCGCUUUCAACUGUUGAAUGCUACUGUCCCAAGACCGACGUAUGGAAAAAAGUUGCUCCAAUGAUGCGAUACCGUUCAGCAGGUGGCGUGUCAGCUUUGAGAGGUUUUGUCUACGCUUUAGGUGGACAUGAUGGAUUAAGCAUCUUUGAUUCAGUUGAACGAUAUGAUCCAAGCACUGACACUUGGACAAAAGUUAAACCGAUGCUUAAUCGACGGUGUCGAUUAGGCGUUGCAACUUUAAAUGGAAAAUUAUACGCUUGUGGUGGAUAUGAUGGUUCAUCAUUUUUAAGAUCUGUUGAAGUUUACGACCCAAAUUAUGAUACUUGGAAGACGAUAGCACCAAUGAAUGUGAAAAGAUCACGAGUUGCAUUAACAGCGAAUAUGGGAAAAUUGUAUGCAAUUGGUGGAUACGAUGGUGAAUCAAAUCUUUCAACAGUUGAAGUCUAUGAUCCAGCACAAGAUUCUUGGACGUUUGUAUCAUCUAUGAAAUGGCACGGUGGUGGUGUCGGUGCAGCAGUCUUACCAAAUUAAAUUAAGCUUGUGUCAUGGACAGUUUCUCAUUUUAGGUCAAGGGACUUAUCGAGGUAUAUUAAAAUUAGAUUUUAGUCAUGUCCAUUACUUUGCAUAUUAUGAAAUUUAUUUUGAAUUUCCUGAAACUCGAAAAAUAAAAAAUAAUAAAAUCAUUGAUAUUGAGAAAGU